GCUAUACGGUUAAUAUUACAUGUCUAUGAACGUUACAAAGCGUAAAAACAAUUUUUAAAAUUGUUGACGAUUCUAUCAGAAAGUGUUAAACAUGAGUUCAAGAUAUGAUAGAGCUAUUACAGUAUUUUCUCCAGACGGUCAUUUACUUCAAGUUGAAUACGCCCAGGAAGCUGUUAGGAAAGGUUCCACUGCAGUGGGCGUUAGAGGCACGGACGUCGUGGUCCUGGGGGUCGAGAAGAAGUCCGUCGCGAAGCUGCAGGAAGAACGAACAGUUCGCAAAAUAUGCCUUCUAGAUGAUCAUGUAGUAAUGGCAUUCGCAGGUUUGACUGCUGAUGCUCGAAUUCUGAUAAACCGAGCUCAGAUUGAAUGCCAGAGCCACAAACUAACUGUAGAGGAUCCUGUCACCUUGGAGUACAUAACGCGCUACAUCGCAGGCCUGAAGCAGAAAUACACCCAAAGUAAUGGCAGGAGGCCCUUUGGCAUAUCUUGCCUUCUCACCGGUUUCGACUACGACGGGGUGCCCCACCUGUACCAGACGGAGCCCUCCGGCAUCUACUACGAGUGGAAGGCGAACGCGACGGGGCGCAGCGCCAAGACGGUGCGGGAGUUCCUGGAGAAGUACUACACGCCGGAGGUGGUGAGCUCGGAGAAGGGGACGGUGAAGCUGGCGAUCAGGGCCCUGCUGGAGGUGGUGCAGUCGGGACGCAAGAACCUGGAGAUUGCGGUGAUGCGUCGCGGGGAGCCCAUGCAGAUGCUGGAUGGGGAUAAGAUUGAGGAGUAUGUGUCCGAAAUAGAGAAGGAGAAAGAAGAGGAAGCAGAGAAGAAAAAGCAAAAGAAAUAAAAAUGAAAACAGGGUGGUUGUUAACAAUGUAAUUUUUAUGUACAUUAAAAUAAAUUGCUUUGUUUUUAAGCUAGAAAA
Bacillus rossius redtenbacheri is the source of this 919-nucleotide messenger RNA. RefSeq names its product proteasome subunit alpha type-7 (gene Prosalpha4). Lineage: Eukaryota; Metazoa; Arthropoda; Insecta; Phasmatodea; Bacillidae. The coding region runs from base 92 to 841 and encodes 249 amino acids. Gene Ontology annotation, biological process: ubiquitin-dependent protein catabolic process; proteasomal protein catabolic process. The record is from RefSeq and is a predicted model, not a curated record. The transcript has 6 exons. Gene Ontology annotation, cellular component: proteasome core complex; nucleus; proteasome core complex, alpha-subunit complex.